AUGUUAUUUCUGAGUGAAACAUGGGUAGAAAAGAAGGAAUGGGAAACAAUAAGGAGAAGAUUGCCGAAAGGAUACAAAUGGUUAAUGCAGGAAGCGAAAAGGGAUCAUGUGAGAGGUAGGAGCUCUGGAGGCAUGAUAUCAGGAGUAAGGAAUAACAUCAAGGAGAUCGGGACGGGAGAGGAAUGGAGAAGGGAGGAUAGUAUGGUAAGAAGAAUUGAAGUGGGAAAGCAGAAGGUAAAUGUGGUAGGGAUUUAUAGAAGAAGGGGGGAUAGUAAGGGAUGGAGGAUAGUAGAGGAAUGGAUGGAAAAAGGGAAAGAAGAGUUAACCAUAAUAGGGGGGGAUUUCAAUGCAUGGACGGGGGAGUUAGGGGGGGAUCAUUGGAACAGUGAAAAGGAGAAAUACGAAAGGAGAUCAAAACAUAAGGAGGUGGAUAAAGAGGGUAGAAAGAUGUUGGGUAUAAUAGGGGAGGGGGGUUGGACAAUUUGUAAUGGUUGUACGAAGGGGGAUAUGGAAGGAGAGAUUACGUUUAUGGGAAAAGGACAGACGGUGAUAGAUUAUGUGAUAGCGGACGAGAAGACAAAAGAAAUAAUAAAGAGUGUAGAAGUAGGAGAUGAAGCAGAUUCUGGACAUUUCCCGCUAAUAGUUGAAAUCGAAGGGCAAGGGAGAAGAGUAGAGAAGAAAAGGACAGGAGUAAAUAAGAGGGAUAAAAUGGGAAAGUGGGAUAUAUCGGAACUAACGGAGUUUGAAGGGAGAGUUAAAGAAAAAAGUAGGGAAUUUGGGAAAGGAGGAGAAGUGAAUGAGAGAUGGGAGAGAUUAAAGAGGGUAAUUGGGGAGGUCAAAAGAGAAAUGGUGAAGGAAAGGGAAGGAAAGGUAGAAACUAAAAGGGGUUGGUGGGAUGAAGAGUGUGAAAAAAGUAGGAUAAAGUUAAGGGGUUGUAUAAAGAGGUGGAGAAAAGGGGAAAUGAAGAAGGAAGAUUAUAAUAGGGAACAUAAAGAGCACGGAAAAUUGGUGAGGAAGAAAAGAGAAGAAGGAAGGGAAAGGUACAUAAAGGAGGUUGAAAAGGCAAUAGAAGAGGGUAGGGAAUGGGAAGUGAUCAACAGAGAAAGAAGGAAGGGAAAAGAGAUUAAUAAGGAAAUUAGCAUAGAGGAUUGGACGAAAUAUUUUCAGGGAUUAAGCGGGGGGAUGGGAUAUAAAAUAAGAGGGGAAGGAAGGAGAAGAGAGGUAGAAAUGGAGCAGGAGGAGAUAAGUCGAGAGGAGGUGAACGAGGCGAUAAAUAGGAUAAAAAGGAAUAAGGCAGCAGGAGAAGACGGAAUGGAGGGGGAGAGCUUAAAAUAUGGGGGAGAAGGGGUUAGAGAGGAGAUGUGGAAAAUCAUAAAUUUAGUAUGGAAUGGGGAAGGAUGGCCAGAAACGUGGAAGACAGGGUUGGUAGCACCGAUCUUAAAAAAAGGAGAAGGGAAAAGGGUAGAAGAUUAUAGGGGGGUGACGUUGAUGCCAGUUGGUUAUAAGGUAUAUGCAGAAGUAGUCAGGAAGAGGCUAGAGGAAAAAGUAGAGGAGCUGGAAUGCAUACCACAUAAUCAAACUGGUUUCAGAAAGGAAAUGGGGACGAUGGACAAUAUAUACGUCCUGAAUUACAUAGUAAAUAGGAAUUUGGGAAGAAGUAAUGGGAAGUUGGUGGCUACUUUCGUGGAUUUGAAAGCGGCAUUUCCAUCGGUGAAUAGGGGGAUUUUAUGGAAGGUUUUAAAGGAGAGGGGAAUAGAGGAUGGAUUGAUAGAAAGAAUAAAGCAGUUGUACGAGGACACCAAGGAAAGGGUGAAAAUUGGGAAUAGGUUGGGGAGGGAAUUUUGGCUGGGUAGAGGGUUGAGACAGGGCUGCCCCCUGAGUCCAAUACUGUUCAAUAUGUUGAUUGCGGAUCUGGAAGAGAGAAUGAGGAAGAGAGGUAAAGGGGGGGUUAUACUAAGGAAUGGAAGAAUAUAUACGCUGGCGUAUGCGGAUGAUGUGGUUUUGAUGGCGGAAGAUGAGAAUGGAAUGAAAUUGUUGAUGAAUGAAUUUGAGAAAUAUGUGAGGGAGAAAGACUUAAGAGUGAAUGUGGAGAAAACGAAAGUGUUGAGAUUUAGGAAAAAGAAGGAUAAAGAAGAGAUGGAAUGGAAGAUGAAUGGGAAAUGUGUGGAAGAGGUGAAUGAGUUUUGUUACUUGGGGUAUUGGUUUAUGUAUAGUGGAAAGCAGGAUUUGAAUGUGGCACAAAGAGUGGAAAAAGGGGGGAAAGCAAUGGGUCAAGUAUGGGGAAUUGGAAAAAGGAGGUUUGAGGAUGACUGGAGGAAAAGAGUGUGGCUGUUUGAUGCGUUGGUAUGGUCGAUAGUGAGUUAUGGAGUGGAAAUAUGGGGGUGGAAUGAAAUCGGGAAGUUGGAAAGUAUGCAUGAGAGAUAUUUGAGAUGGACGAUGGGGGUGGAUUGGAACUGCCCGGGGUAUAUGUUGAGAGAGGAAAUGGGUAGGGAAAAAAUGGUGACGAGGCAGAGAAGGAGGGCGAGAAAUUUCGAACAAAAAUUGGAACAGGGAAAGGGAAGUAAAAUAGCGCAAACAUGCUGGGGAUUAAUUAGAGAGGGUGAGAGGGGGUGUAAAAGAUGGGAAAAAGGAAGAAAGGAUGCGAUACAAGAGGGGAGAGAAAAUAUGGGAAGGGGGAGGGAUUUAAUCGAGGCAUGGGGGUGGAGAGAUAGAGAGGAAAGGUGGAAAAGGAUCAGGGAAUCAAAGUACAAUAAAUGGUACAAAUUUAUCAAAAGGGAGGAAAUGCCGAAAUACUUGGGUAGAAGAUUAAGGUACGAAAGGUGGAGUAGGGUAUGUAGGUUUAGAAUGGGUGAAGGUAUGAGAGAAUGUAAGUAUUGGUUGGAAGAGGAUGAAAGGAAAUGUAGAGUAUGUGAGUUUGAAUGUGAAGAUUGGGAACAUGUGCUGGAUAGAUGUAAUGGAUGUAUGGAUGGGGAAAAAAGUGUUAUGGAAAGAGUGAUUUGGAUAUUGGAUGAGAAUGGUCAGGGCGAAAGAUGGAUGAAUGAGCUGGAAGAUUUGAGGAAAAAGAGGACAGAGGGGUUAAUUUAA
This is a messenger RNA of Leptopilina boulardi, 3084 nucleotides long. RefSeq lists its product as uncharacterized. The transcript has a single exon. The record is from RefSeq and is a predicted model, not a curated record. Lineage: Eukaryota; Metazoa; Arthropoda; Insecta; Hymenoptera; Figitidae. The coding region runs from base 1 to 3084 and encodes 1027 amino acids.